CGACAUCCUUCGCAUCCCAACGCACCGUCCACGACGGUUGGAUGCUCUUUUAUCCCAGCCGCCGCAUACCGAGCCCUCGAGCGCCGCCUGCGCUGCUCAUGACAUAGCGCGGCCCCUUUUCCUCCACGCCCUCACCUGCUCCGGUGGUUCCGCAUCCGCGACAAGCCCGUCAACCACCAUGUCGAGAUUUCUUCGGCAAUCGAGCCAGCUCGCGCGGCUCGCGCGUCUCUCCCAGCACUCGGCUGUGCAGAGGAGUCUGGGAGCGCCGCUUGCGACUCGGUCAUUCGCGCUGCGCACCAAUGCGACCCCGUACGGGCCCCGGCCGAGACACUUUUCCUCGAAGCCGCCACAGCCGGACGAGGACCCCAAGUCGAACGAGCCGACUGACAAAAAAGACUCCGAGAACAAGCCCACCGAUGAGCAAGGCAAAUCCGAGGCGCCGAAAGCGCCCCCGGCACCCCUGCCCGCGGGCUGGGUACACCUGACAAAGGAGGAGAUUGCGCAGCUGGAGGGCUUCAAGAAUCUCCUGCCCGAGGGCCAGAAGCAGACGAUGACGGACAUACUCAAGGGCCUCGAGCAGACCGGCGCGCCGGGCGAAAUUCGUGACCUGCUUAAGAAGAUGCGGCAGGGCCCGGGUAACCUGUCGAUUCUGGACAAGGGAAGGCUGAUGCGGUCCGUCUUCAUGAUGGCGGAGCGGUUGGCGGAAUGGGAGGUGGAACAACAGCAAAAGGGUAACCGCAUGUUCGAUAAAAACGACCCAAACAUGCAUCACCAAAAGGACGAGCAACCCAAGGGCCAAGACGACGGCCAGGCGCGUGACAAGCGAGACGAACACAGGUCGCACACCACUGGCCCGGGACAAGGGCCGCCGAAAAAGGAGAGGAACACGUGGAUGGACGCCCUUCAGACCGGCCUCGUGCUUGGAGUCACCUUAUGGGCCUUCGAGUCGCUCAGUCGGCCGUUCUCAGAAAAGGAGAUUACCUGGCAGGAGAUGAGGAGGGCGUUCCUCGACAAGGGCCUCGUGCAGAAGCUCGUCGUCAUUAACGGCUCCCAGGUGCGCGUCGAGUUGCACCCCGACGCCUCCCAGGCCACGACGGAGAACGGCGGUCGGAGGACUUACGUCUUCUCCAUCGGCUCCGUCGAGUCCUUUGAGAAGAAGCUCGAGGAGGCACAGGACCAGCUCGGCAUUCCUCAGUCGGAACGGAUCCCCGUCAGCUACGAGGCCGGCGGCAGCACCAUGGGCAACGUCCUUCUGGCGUUUGGUCCGACGCUGCUGUUCAUCGGCCUGAUUCUCUGGACCCAGCGCUCCAUGAGUGGGCGCGCCGGCGGCGCCGGCGGCAUGUUCAACUUUGGCAAGAGCAAGGCUAAGAAGUUCAACGCCGAGAGCGCCGUCAAGGUCAAGUUCGCCGACGUCGCCGGCCUGGAGGAGGCUAAGACGGAGAUUAUGGAGUUUGUAAGCUUCCUGAAGCAGCCUGAGAAGUUCGAGAAGCUGGGUGCCAAGAUUCCUCGCGGCGCCAUCCUCGCGGGCCCCCCCGGUACGGGCAAGACGCUCCUCGCCAAAGCCACGGCCGGCGAGUCGGGCGUGCCCUUUUUCAGCGUCAGCGGCUCCGAGUUUGUGGAAAUGUUUGUGGGUGUCGGUCCAUCCCGUGUGCGCGACCUCUUUGCCGAGGGCCGCAAGAACGCGCCGUGCAUCAUCUUCAUCGACGAGAUCGACGCCAUCGGCCGUGCGCGCAUGGACAGCGGCCGAGGGUUCGGCGGCAACGACGAGCGCGAGGCGACCCUCAACCAGAUCCUGACGGAGAUGGACGGCUUCAACACGAGGGAGCAGGUCGUCGUGCUGGCCGGCACCAACCGCGCCGACAUUCUCGACAAGGCGCUGAUGCGACCCGGGCGGUUCGACAGGCACAUUUACAUUGACCGGCCGACGAUGAACGGGCGCAAGGAGAUUUUCAAGGUCUAUCUCAAGAAGAUUGUCACCAAGGAGGACCAGGAGCACCUGGUGGGCCGGUUGGCCACCCUCACGCCUGGCUUCUCGGGCGCCGACAUUGCCAACGUGGUCAACGAGGCGGCCCUCAUCGCCGCCCGAGGCAAUGCCGAGGACGUCAAGAUGGAGCACUUUGAGCGCGCCAUUGAGCGCGUGAUUGGCGGCCUGGAGCGCAAGUCCCUGGUGCUCAAGCCGGAGGAGAAGAAGACGGUGGCGUACCACGAAGCGGGACACGCCAUCUGCGGCUGGUUCCUGCGGCACGCCGACCCGCUGCUCAAGGUGUCCAUCAUCCCGCGCGGGCAGGGGGCGCUGGGCUACGCGCAGUACCUGCCGCAGGACGCGUACCUGAUGAACACGAACCAGCUCAUGGACCGCAUGGCCAUGACGAUGGGCGGGCGCGUGUCCGAAGAGCUCCACUUUCCGACGGUGACUACGGGCGCGAGCGACGACUUCAAAAAGGUAUCGCAAAUGGCUCGCAACAUGGUGACGCAGUGGGGCAUGUCGGACAAGGUCGGGCCGGUGCACUUUGAGCAGGACCCGAACCGCAUGCAGAAGCCAUUCGCGGAGGCUACGGCGCAGCAGAUUGACCAGGAGGUGCACCGGAUCGUCGAGGAGGCGUACCAGAAGUGCCGCGAUCUGCUGACGGAGAAGAAGCACGAGGUGGGGCUGAUUGCGGAAGAGCUGCUCAAGAAGGAGGUGCUGGUGCGCGACGACAUGGUGCGGAUCCUGGGUAAGCGGCCGUUUGACGACAACGAGGACUUUGAAAAGUUCUUUGGUGGAGGCAAGGAGGAGAGCGCGCCACCGCCGUUUCCCUCGGAGGAGACGGACACGCCCAAGGAGCCGCCGACGCCCGCGCCGGCCUUUCGGGCCAGGUGAGGAUGAUGUGAGGUGGUGAGGUUGGGCGAUCUGGGACGACUUGGAGCGCAAGGCAGCAGGCAGCACGCGGGCCAGGCGAGUCACCAGCCAGCAAGCCGGGAUCCAGCCGGGGCGGCAUGGAGCCCUCUCGCGCGCUCGCGGCUUGCUGCCGGGAACCUGAGCGCGCGAGGAGAUUGGCGCGUCGCCGACGAAACCGGUGUCGCGACGGCAUGAUAUCUCUACUCCACGGCGGGAUGCGGACCCGCGAUGGCACGGCUCCUGGGAGGAGUGCCGUGUAACUUGUACUUUAGGCUAGAAUUGUAGACUUUGUCCAUACUACGGCAGACGGCGUUGGCUUGAGUCAUAUACGACGGCACUUGGCGAAGCCUUUGCGAACGAAAGAGGUGUCUGUUGGUGACGCUUUACCGGGUGCGGUUGCAGCGCUGCCACGACGACGCAGUGUAUCCAGGCACGACAUGGAGCGGCUGAGUGGCGGCAACACGCAUCGCGACACAUUGCCGGCCGCGCAUCCUCGGGCAUGCGACUGUAGGG
Purpureocillium takamizusanense is the source of this 3391-nucleotide messenger RNA. It is a transcript of the gene AFG3, whose product is annotated as AAA ATPase afg3. Gene Ontology annotation, biological process: mitochondrial protein processing; protein-containing complex assembly. NCBI's taxonomy places the organism in Eukaryota, Fungi, Ascomycota, Sordariomycetes, Hypocreales, Ophiocordycipitaceae. Bases 179 to 2860 code for a protein of 893 amino acids. The transcript is spliced from 2 exons. Gene Ontology annotation, cellular component: m-AAA complex; membrane. The record is from RefSeq and is a predicted model, not a curated record. Gene Ontology annotation, molecular function: ATP-dependent peptidase activity; metalloendopeptidase activity; ATP hydrolysis activity.